Molecule: messenger RNA, 2684 nt
Organism: Anoplophora glabripennis (Asian longhorned beetle)
Lineage: Eukaryota; Metazoa; Arthropoda; Insecta; Coleoptera; Cerambycidae
Product: zinc finger protein 878
Exons: 8
Coding region: 293-2467 (724 amino acids)
Source: RefSeq, a predicted model, not a curated record
AUAAGCAUGGCGUUUGUAUUCUGCGUUGUUGUCAAUUUUCGUUUUAUUAUUUUGGUUUCAGUUUAAUUUUUGGCUUCUGUUGCCAAAAUAACAUGUAAAAGUGUAGUUACACAAAUGUGAUUUUUAUUUUAAAUACUGCCAUGUGACUUAAUAAGCCCCCAAAGGACCUGUUCGUGUAAACGUUUGCCAUAAAAGCGUGACCUUGAAACGUCGUAUCAACACCACAAAAUAAAUCUCAGUGGCGGUACAAUCCUCCUUUUCAAAUUUGAAAAUAUUAACAAAAACUUUAAAAAUGGAAAGUGGUAAAACUAAUAGGGAAUUACUAGAUAAUAUAGUUAUAGCGGAUAAUUCGGCCACACCCCAGUACAUGAUACAUAGAAUACCUGAAAAUUCUCAACUUCUGAGUUCUGAACUAUUGCAGCAACAUAAUAGUCUUGUUGUGGACUUGGGUGGAAAUGACUUUAUACCAGUUAGUUAUACAUCAGAAGACUUACUGUCACAAGAUUUGACUGAAGAAGACAGAAAUUUAGCUGCAGCUUUAGUUGCUGUCCAACUCAGCCAACAGCAAAAGCAGCAGCAACUUCAAGACGCUACGCUUCCAGCUCUUGUUACAAAUUCAAAUCUAGGAAAUAAAAUUUUGGAAGAUCCCCAAUUAAUUAUCAGCGAAAAGGCUGGUAGUACGAGUUACUUACGUAUUGUCAAUUCGGAAAAUCUAUAUGUCGAACAACAACCACUGCCUAAAUUGGUAGACACCGUAAGAUUCUCCUCGGUAAACCAAAACUUCUCUGAAGGUGCGGUAAUUUCUCCUAUUAAAAAAGAAGAUGAAAAGGCCGAUUCUGACAGAGAAUCUCUAAGAAAUGAUCACCGUUCUUCUAAGAAAAGCUUGCCACACAAAAAGAGAAUUUCACGAAAACUUAAAAAAACCACCACGACUACAGUCAGGAAGAUAGUGUGCAAUUUGUGCGAACAGACAUUUAAUUCUAAUGAUGACUUUGCCCAACACGAACUUUUAUGCCAAACAACGAUUACCCCGAUCAAUCAAACUAGCGUCUUUUCGUGCCAAAUCUGCAACGAACCCUUCCAAGAACAGCUUAGGUUUUUCGAACAUUUAAAAAAGCACUAUGAACCUGGAGGUACUGGCCCUACUUCUGCGAUUCCCUCCACAUCUACGCAGAAAACGGUGGAGGAACCGCACACGGAAAAAGUAAUAGACCAAGCUGAGAACGACCGGCAGGAAAGCUUGUUGUCCAGCCUGUUAAACUUAUCGUGUAUAGAGUGCAAUAAAACUUUUAGGAGGCAAAAAACUUUCGAAGCUCACAUGAGGGACAUCCAUAGCAAUAAAAAUGAACCUCUGGACGAGUUCAGCGAACCGGAGGACCUCAUGGAAGGUAUAAACGUUGUCGUGGACACAACCGAUCCUCAUGACGACGAAGACGACUCAAAGGCCUGGUACAGGGAGGAAGACCUCCACCAAACCGAAGAGGAUUUAAAGGAGUUGGAGGCCGACAACGGCCACAUCUGCCACCUUUGCAAGCAACCCUUCCCUCUGAGGGCCAUUCUACUGCAGCAUUUAGUCACUUGUCGUGCCAGCUCAGGAAAUACAGAAUCGGCCCCGUUGGCAGUGGUCAAAAAUAACAACAAGAAAAACAAGAAGAAAGCGGCGCUUCAGUGUACCGAGUGCGACCGGGUGUUCGCGCACCGCAAUUCCCUGGUGUACCACAUGAGGAGCCACACGGGCAUCAGGCCGCACCAAUGCGACCAAUGCGGCAAGAGCUUCUUCGCUUCCAGCGCUCUGAAAGUGCACUUACGGCUCCACUCCGGCGACAAGCCUUACAGCUGCGAACACUGCGACAAGAAAUUCAGGCAGUGGGGCGACCUUAAGUACCACAUAACCUCCCUGCAUUCGAACGAGAAGAACUUCCAAUGCGAGUAUUGCGGGAAGGAAUUCGCCAGGAAGUACUCCCUGGUGGUUCACCGGCGGAUUCAUACAGGCGAGAAAAAUUACAAGUGCGAAUUCUGUGGGAAGACGUUCCGCGCCUCCUCGUACCUCCAGAACCACCGGAAGAUCCACACGGGCGAGAAGCCCCACAUGUGUUCGAUUUGCGGCAAGCCGUUCCGCGUCAGGUCGGACAUGAAGCGGCACCAAAAGACUCACUCGAAGGGCCCGCCCGCUCACAAGACAUCGUCGAACUUGUCGGCUCUCGCCAAGGUGGAGAAGCAGGAAGUGGAGGAGGUGGAGGAGGAAGAGUUAAGCAGCGAGUUACACAUCGAAGACGAAGAGGCGGCGGGGCACCUUCUGACAGAGUAUAAUCCCGAGCAGUUGGAGGUGGACAGGACGGUUCGAGUACCAAAUAGGAACUUGUACAUAAACGGUCACGAAUUAUUUUUGGUCACUUAUCCCAACGAGAUCCGCGCCGCCGAGCCCUCGUCUUCGACUUCGUCUUGGGUCCACGCAUCUAAUUCUUAGUUUAUUGAACGUUGGUUUACUGUAAAAGGAUAUUUCUACUAUUUACUGAAUAUCAUGUAUAUACACUUUUUUUUAAUUGUAGUUUUUUAAUUACCCGGAGACUGUAUAUAUAUUUUAAAUAAUGUAUCGCCGUACAUUUUUCUGUAAGUAAAAUAUAAGGAAGUUGCUACAUUUUUGUUAAUAAAAUAGUAAAUUGGAAAUAAAUUAUUUACUGAAU